AUGAAAACCAUAUGCUGGAAUGCCAGGAGCAUCAACACUCAGGGCUCUUUGGAAAGGCUACAAUCACUCAAGAAAAUACAUCAUACAUCCAUCAUUGCAAUUCUUGAACCCUUUGCUGACAAGAAUCACAUCAACAAUUACAGAAUCAUGCUUAACAUGGAUAAUGCCAUCUCUAAUGACAAUGGAAAGAUUUGGCUCUUCUGGACCAAUGAUAUCACUUACACCCUCACUGAAUGUGAUGCUCAACAAAUCACUGGUGUAAUCAAGCAUGAUGCAUUUGUGGAGAAAUUUAUUUUUUCUGUCAUUUAUGCUAAAUGUAAAGAUCAGUUAAGAAGACCCCUUUGGGAUAGAAUGCUCCAUAUUUCAACAGACAAUGUCCCCUGGUGUACCAUUGGUGACUUCAAUGUGAUUACCUCAACUGAAGAAAAGAAAGGAGGAGUGCCAUAUAAUAUGAACAAAAGCCUGGAAUUCAUUAGUGUUAUUGAAGCUUGUGGACUGGUUGAUUUGGGCUAUAGUGGUCAACACUUCACCUGGUGUAACCAAAGAGCUGAACAGGCUAGGGUGUGGAAGAGGCUAGACAGAGCCAUGGUAAAUGACAAAUGGUUGGAGAUCAUGCCUCAAACUAACAUUAGUCAUUUGCCAUAUGUGGGAUCAGAUCACACCCCACUUCUCAUGGAAAUGACAGUGAAUGAUAAUCAAGGUAUCAAGUACUUCAAAUUCCUGCAUUGCUGGGUUGAUAAUGACAGCUUCAUGGACACUGUGACAUCUUGCUGGAAUAAAGAAGUGCAUGGCAAUCCUAUGUGGAGAUGGCACCAGAAAAUUAAAAAGUUAACUACCACUCUUAGUGCCUGGUCUAAAAAGGAAUUUGGAGACAUCUACUCCAAGGUAAAAGAAUUUGAAGAAAGGGUCAAAGUAGUAGAAGAUGAGCUGAUUAACAAUAACACUGAAACAAACAGACAGAAUCUUCACUACAUCAAUACUACCUACAUCAAGUACUUGAAACUAGAAGAAGGAAUUCUCAAGCAGAAAACUCAACUUCAAUGGUUCAAAGAGGGAGAUGCUAACACUAAAUACUUCCAUGCCCUUAUGAGAGGAAGAAGAAGGAGAUUAUUCAUUCACAAGAUUUGUAACAGUGCAGAUGAAUGGGUUCAAUGGGACAGUAACAUUGCAACUGCAGCCUGUGAACACUUCUAG
Molecule: messenger RNA, 1194 nt
Organism: Solanum tuberosum (potato)
Lineage: Eukaryota; Viridiplantae; Streptophyta; Magnoliopsida; Solanales; Solanaceae
Exons: 1
Coding region: 1-1194 (397 amino acids)
Source: RefSeq, a predicted model, not a curated record